UCCUCCCAUUACGUGAGCACGCACGUUGCGUCAGGACGGAAGGAGAAGGCAUUUCCCAGCAGCGCCAUUUUGCGGUAGAAGAGUUCAAGCGCGCGGCGAGGAAAAAAAAAUUAAGGACGUUAAAAGACCUACUAAUUAAAAAUACAAUCCCAUCAUGCAUCGCGAUUGCCCACUGGACUGUAAAGUGUAUGUAGGGAAUCUUGGGAAUAAUGGGAAUAAAUCCGAGCUGGAGCGAGCCUUUGGUUAUUAUGGGCCUCUGCGCAGCGUCUGGGUGGCCAGGAAUCCCCCUGGUUUCGCCUUCGUCGAGUUUGAGGACCCGAGGGACGCUACGGACGCCGUGAGGGAGCUGGACGGCAGGACUCUGUGCGGUUGCCGAGUGAGGGUCGAGCUAUCCAAUGGGGAGAAGAGAUCCCGUAACCGAGGCCCGCCACCUUCCUGGAGCCGACGCCCACGAGAUGAUUACCGCCGGCGAAGCCCGCCUCCCAGGCGCAGAUCCCCCCGCAGGAGGAGCUUCAGCCGUAGCCGCAGCAGAUCUCUAUCCCGUGACCGCAGAAGGGAGAGAUCUCUGUCUCGUGACAGGAACCACAAACCGUCUCGCUCCUUCUCCAGAUCCAGAAGCCGCUCUCGGUCGAACGACAGGAAGUGAGAAGGCUGGGAUCCCUGAUUACGGACGCCUCAUGUAAAGAUCAUUGUCUUUUAACUCCAGCGUUAUGGACUCGGACACAGUGCUUCGUUAGCCUUUUCUUUAUUUUCCUUACUUUUAUAAAGAGAUCAGAUGUUUUAGAGCGGUUAUGUUUCUCACCUCUGUGUGUGUGUGUGAGUGAGAGAUGCGGUGCUUCAUUUCUCAGCUGUCACCAUUCCGUCGCCGUUCAUUUUUAAAGUUGUUUGGGUUUGUUUUUCCCUCCUCCUUGGUCAUGCAUGGUCAUGUGAAUGUAAUGAUCAGUUCCUCCUGCAUGUGUUUGAGCAGGAGAUGUGAAGUGAACUUUUUGUUUCGUUUGUUUAAUGCCAUUGGGAAUUAAUCCUCGGUGAAUUAUUCGUGAGCUUGAAAUGGGAACGUCUCCAGUGCUAUGAAGAGAUGUCUUCUCCCCCCCUCUCUAGUCUUUGUACUAUUUGUAAUGUUCAUCUACAAUAAAAUCCUGGUUUCAGAA
Molecule: messenger RNA, 1148 nt
Organism: Ictalurus furcatus (blue catfish)
Lineage: Eukaryota; Metazoa; Chordata; Actinopteri; Siluriformes; Ictaluridae
Gene: srsf3b
Product: serine and arginine rich splicing factor 3b
Exons: 6
Coding region: 155-646 (163 amino acids)
Biological process (GO): mRNA splicing, via spliceosome
Cellular component (GO): nuclear speck
Molecular function (GO): RNA binding
Source: RefSeq, a predicted model, not a curated record